Messenger RNA from Striga hermonthica, 258 nucleotides. The record is from the annotation of a GenBank genome assembly. Lineage: Eukaryota; Viridiplantae; Streptophyta; Magnoliopsida; Lamiales; Orobanchaceae.
GUGGUUAGUUCAAGGCAUUGGCCACUCAUAUCUAAAUACCGAGCAGCAGUUCGUACUCAGUCACCAAAGACGGAGAUGGUCGAUUCCCUUUUGAAGAAAGUGUCUGAUACUGAGGACAAAGGCAUUUUCAGGGAGGCAUUGAUGGAUUUAUACAGAAGUUCACGCAAGAAACCGAAGCAAAUUAUUAUCUUUCGGGAUGGGGUGAGUGAGUCUCAGUUCAACCAAGUUCUCAACAUCGAACUCGAGCAGAUGAUCGAG